AUGUUAUUUUAGGUCGCAAUUGACGUUACAAGCAAAAAAGAAAAGAAGGGGCCAAAUGGGCCGCUCACCAACCUUCCGAUCUCUCUUCAGCAGACAAAAUCAAAUCCGAAUUCCCUGCAAUCCAGAGCUUCUCCUCCGAAACGAUACCGUUUCAGACCAACAGCAUCGCCGCUCCACAGCAGCAACCCAGCUACAACAACAACCACAACCCGACGGCUCAUUACAUGAGGGAGAGCAGGAGAUCGGACGACGGUUACAACUGGAGGAAGUACGGCCAGAAGCAAGUCAAAGGAAGCGAGAACCCCAGAAGCUAUUACAAAUGCACUUUUCCAAAUUGUCCCACCAAAAAGAAAGUCGAAAGGUCUUUAGACGGACAGAUCACUGAAAUCGUUUACAAAGGCAGCCAUAACCAUCCCAAACCCCAGUCCACAAGGCAGUCCUCUCAUCAUUCCGUUCAACCCGCCGGCAGUCCUGAAAUUGGUGAUCAAUCGGUCAGCCAAAUGGGUUCCGGAACCCACCACGACGACUCUUCGCUAUCCGUUGGCGAAGACGAGUUCGAACAGAACUCACCGCUCAGUAAUUCUGCCGGCGAUGAAGAUGACAACAAUGAACCUGACGCCAAACGAUGCAGGAAAGGGCAGAGCGAGAACGACAGUUUGGUUGGUGGCGGUGGGAGUAGAACCGUUAGGGAACCAAGGGUUGUGGUUCAAACAACCAGCGAUAUAGAUAUACUUGAUGAUGGAUAUCGAUGGAGGAAAUAUGGGCAGAAAGUGGUCAAAGGAAACCCUAAUCCAAGGAGCUACUACAAGUGCACAUUCGUGGGGUGUCCAGUGAGGAAGCAUGUGGAGAGAGCAUCCCAAGACCUGCGAGCUGUGAUCACAACCUACGAAGGGAAACACAACCAUGAUGUUCCUGCUGCAAGAGGCAGCGGCUAUGUCGCCACCAGACCAACAACAGCUGCAACGAACCCUACUCCAGCAGCCAUUCCCAUUAGGCCCUCUGUCAUGAACAGUCAUCAUUCCAACAGCAGCGGAGCCUACUCGAAUCAAUCUCCAUUCACCCUGGAGAUGUUGCAGCAGGGUUCAGGGAGUUAUGGGUUCUCGGGUUUUGGAAAGCCGACAGCUACAGCAGCGGGGGGCUCUUACAUGAAUCAUCAGUCGCAGUACGGUGCGAUUGCUGGAGCCAAGGAAGAACCUAAGGAGGAAUCCUUCCUUGAUUCACUGCUAAGCUGAAUACCACCAAGCCAAAAGGACUACAGUUUUGGUUGCAGCAGCAAUUAGAAUUUAGGAAAAAAGAAAACAGUCAUACUUCAUAAGUUAUAGAAGGAGAGGAGGAUAUAUUGUAUACAGAUACAAAAUGGGAUUUCAUUGGUUCAUUUGUUUUUUUUUUACAGAGGCCUCUUACUCAUGAACAAUGCAGAAAUGGCCUUUGUUUUAGUUGUAGCACAGAAAUUUCAAUUACCCAGUUAGUAGGUAUCAACAAAGUUUUAAUCUUUCUGUCCUGCCCAUGUUGCUGGUGACAAUACAAAGAUGAUAUAUUUGCAGGAACC
Molecule: messenger RNA, 1549 nt
Organism: Linum tenue
Lineage: Eukaryota; Viridiplantae; Streptophyta; Magnoliopsida; Malpighiales; Linaceae
Source: the annotation of a GenBank genome assembly